Messenger RNA from Aphanomyces invadans, 1536 nucleotides. RefSeq lists its product as hypothetical. Lineage: Eukaryota; Oomycota; Saprolegniomycetes; Saprolegniales; Verrucalvaceae. The record is from RefSeq and is a predicted model, not a curated record. The transcript has 2 exons. Bases 35 to 1339 code for a protein of 434 amino acids.
GUUUAACGCCAUCCCAUCUUGCACUUGAUCCACCAUGGUGGUGGCAGGUCGUGAACCGACCGCCGGCGCUGGGGUCGCCGUGCGCGGGUUCGACGACGCAUCGAUGCGUGAAGAAGCAGCCAAUGCGUCGAUGUUUCAUUUUGACCGGAAGCACGUGUACUCAUUCAAGAACAACGUAAUGUGUGGCAUCACCUUUGGCCAGUGGUGGCAGAUCGUGAGCAAGCAGUGGCGCCACUUCGACUGGUGCUACGUCCCGCGAGCCAUGUUUCUCACGAUUCUGUCGCUCUUCAACUCGCUCAUGGGUCUUGUCGAGGGUGUUGUGUAUCCCGACGCCAUGAUCAACCAAGUCGACUUGCCGACCGACCCCGUGUUUAUCGUUGGCCAUCCUCGCACGGGCACGACGCUCCUGCACAACCUCCUCGCAUCGGACGUGACCAACUUUUACACGUGCACCACGUUUUGCACGGGGUUUCCGUCGUGUUUUCUAUGGUUUGAAGGGUUGGGCAAGCGCCUCUUUGCCGGUGCGAUCGAUCCGACGCGACCCAUGGACUCGAUGCCGCUGCAUUUUGACUUGCCCCAGGAAGAUGAGUGCGCCACGCUGCUCUUAUCGUGCGGGGCGAGCUACUACAUGCCUAUUUACUUGAUGACUCGCGAGCCGUCGUUUCGGCGGUUCCUCGAUUUUAGUUCAGAGGAUGGCGGAACACCCGAAGACGAAGCCACGUGGACCUCUGCAUUCCUGUACCUGCUUCGAAAGCUCACGUUGCGCCACCAGUUGCGAUCCAAGUCGUCUGGACUGAACCAUCGUCUGGUGCUCAAGUCGCCGAUCCACGCCGCCCGGGUCCCGUUGCUGCGCAAGUUGUUCCCGCAUGCACGCUUCAUCUACAUGCAUCGCGAUCCGUUUGAAACGAUGGCAUCGGCUGCCCACUUGGCCAACACAGCGUUCUGGUUCAUGUACUUGUCGACUCCGACCGACGAACAGGUCAACGAGUACUUGUUUUGGCAGUUUGACCAAAUGUGGCGCAAGUACAACAGCGCAGCGGCGGUGGCGCCAUCCCAACGUUCGCAGGUGAAGCGCAUGAUCCACGACGACAUCCUCGAAGUCUCGUAUGCUCAACUGACGACACAUCCGAGCGAGACGCUCCAAAAGAUCUACGACCAUGCCAACGUCGCCUGGACAAGCGACACUUCCAAGCACUUCGCUGCCGAAGUUGCCGCGCUGCAAUCGUACCAAGUCAAUCGCCACCGCACGUUGCCCGCGCCACUGCGCGAGCGCAUUCAGUCGAUGGCGCAGGAGUAUAUGGACGCUCUGGGAUAUGCCGAUCCACCAGCAUCCAGCUAGCAAGUGCCGAAGAGGGUUGUAAAGUUUGAUGCCAGUAAUUUGAGCAACGGCCUCGCCUUGAGAACAUUUUCAAACAGACCCGUCCAUUGUAAAGCCGGGUUCGGUUUGCCACACCGACCGAAAGCCUCGCGACCACUUGCGCUUGCGUCGGCGACCUGGUCGCGCAAACGACCAGCUCAAUGCGACUGGCAUACGAG